UGGAGUUUCCUCUAGGAUUUUUCUCCUUGUGACAACACGAGCUGGACUUUACUUCUUCUGCCAACAUGUAUCCGGCAGCAUUGCUACUGAUGCUGAGCGUCGGGAUCUACGCAGACAGUAUGGAGGGACCAACAGCUGGCUGUACCUUUGAUGAGGACUCAGACCCUGGCUUGUGUGAGUACCGCCAGGGCCAAGACGAUGACUUUGACUGGCAGCUAAUCAGGACCUACAAUUGGCCACACCCGACCCCGGAUCUUCUCCGAGGGUCCUUCAUGAUGGUCAAUUCCUCGCAGCAUUUCGGGGGCCAGCGGGCUCAGCUACUCCUGCUCCCGCUCAGCGAGAACGACACCCACUGCAUCCAGUUCAGCUACUUCCUGUACAGCCGCGACGGCCACAGCCCCGGGGACCUGCAGGUCUACAUUCGUGUCAACGGGGGCCCCAAGGGCAGCGCCGUGUGGAAUAUCUCGGGCUCGCAGGGACACCAGUGGUACCAGGUGGAGCUCGCCGUCAGUACCUUCUGGCCCAGUGAAUACCAGGUCAUCUUUGAAGCGACUGUUUCUGAGGAGCGACAGGGCUACAUUGCCUUGGACGACAUCGUGCUGCUCAAUUACCCCUGUUACAAGGUGCCUCAUUUCUCUCGGCUGGGUGACGUGGAGGUGAAUGCCGGGCAGAAUGCCUCGUUCCAGUGUGUCGCCACAGGCAAAGUUUCUGAGAGUGAGCCCUUCCUCCUGGAGCGGAGAAACGGCGUGGUGCUGGACACGCCCUUGCUGUCACGGCUGAGCCACAAGCGUCUUAUGGCGACUUUCCAGGUGGAGGCGCAGCGUGGGGAGCAGGACCUCUACCGCUGCAUCACCCUGUCCCCCAGAGGGGCCGCCGUCUCCAACUUUGGAGAACUCAUUGUCAGAGUGCCCCCGACUCCGAUUGCACCCCCUCAGCUCCUGCGGGCAGGCCCCACCUAUCUGAUCAUCCAGCUCAACACGAACUCCAUCGUGGGGGACGGGCCGGUCAUCCGGCGUGAAAUCCAGUACCGAGCCAGCCAGUCCACGUGGACGGAGACUCACGGCGUGGGCUCGCUCACCUAUAAAGUUUGGCAUUUGGAGCCGGACACAGAGUACCGCAUCAGCGUCCUGCUCACCCGGCCCGGGGAGGGGGGCACCGGAGCACCUGGGCCGCCUCUGAUCAGCAGGACAAAGUGUGCAGAGCCCAUGCGCGCCUUGCGGGGCCUGACGGCGACAGAGAUCCAGCCGCGGCUGCUGGCCCUUCAGUGGGAGCCGCUGGGCUACAACCUCACCCGCUGUCACACCUACUCCUUGUCCCUGUGCUACCGCUACUCCAUGCCGACAGGGGGCAGCGGAGGGAACAACGCCACCGUCAGAGAGUGCCUGUCCGUGGAACGCAACACGUCUCACUUCACGCUGAGAGACCUGCCGCCCUUCCGCUCCGUCCACGUCCGGCUGGCGCUGGCCAACCCUGAAGGAAAGAAGGAGAGCAGAGAGGUCACCUUCCAGACCGAAGAGGACAUUCCUGGCGGCAUCGCUCCAGAGUCCCUGACCUUCACCCCGCUCGAUGACAUGAUCUUCCUGAAGUGGGAGGAGCCCAUCGAGCCCAAUGGUCUCAUCACACAGUAUGAGAUCAGCUACCAGAGCAUCGAGUCGUCGGACCCGGGCAUCAACGUGCCGGGUCCUCGCCGCACAGUGUCCAAACUGAGGAACGAGACCUACCACAUGUUCUCUGGCCUGCAUCCCGGAACCACCUACCUGGUGUCGGUCCGCGCCCGAACCGCCAAGGGGUUUGGCCAGACGGCGCUCACCGAGAUCACCACCAACAUCUCCGCCCCGGUGUUUGACUAUGAAGACAUCCCCUCUCCGCUGAGUGAGUCGGAGAGCACCAUCACCGUGCUGCUGCGCCCUGCGCUGGGGAGAGGAGCUCCUGUCAGCGCCUACCAGGUGGUGGUGGUGGAAGAGGACGGGUCCCGUCAGGUGAGGAGGAGGGAGCUCGGCACCGUCGACUGUUUCCCGACACCGAACUCCCACAACGAGGCCCAGGCCAAAGGGGCGCCGCAUUACUACACGGCAGAGCUGGCUCCCAGCAGUCUGCCCGAGGCCACGCCCUUCACCGUGGGCGACAACCACACCUACAACGGCUACUGGAACAGCCCUUUAGACCCCACCAAGAACUACCUCAUCUAUUUCCAGGCCACCAGCAACUUCAGAGGGGAGACCAGAAUAAACUGCAUUCGGAUCGCUCGCAAAGCUGCCUGUAAGGACUCGAAGCGGGCCCUGGAGGUAUCCCAGCACGCAGAGGACAUGGGUCUGAUCCUUGGGGCCUGCGCCGGCGGUCUGGUGGUCCUCAUUCUGCUUCUGGGGGCCAUCGUCAUCAUCGUGAAGAAGGGAAGGGACUUCUAUUCUUACCCUUACUACCCUAGGAAGAAGGUGGCCAUAAACAAGGCAGCCAUGUCCUACAGGCAGGAGAAGAGUCGGAAACUGAGCUCCUUAGACUGCAGCAUGACGGAGCAGAGCACUCUCCAGCAGGAUGAGAGGAUGGCCCACUCCUUCAUGGAUGCCCACGGCUGCAACGCCCGAAAUGAGCAGCGCAGCUCCGUCAACGAGUCCAGCAGCUUACUGGGAGGCUCGCCGCACCGGCACUGUCGGAGGAAGAGCUCGCCGUAUCACACGGGUCAGCUCCACCCGGCUGUGAGGGUCGCAGACCUCCUCCAGCACAUCAACCAGAUGAAGACGGCAGAGGGAUACGGUUUCAAACAAGAAUACGAGAGUUUCUUUGAUGGCUGGGACGUCACAAAAAAGAAAGACAAGACCAAAGGACGGCACGAUAGCUUGCUUAGCCACGAUCGCCAUCGGGUCAAACUCCACUCUCUGCUCGCAGACCCCAGUUCUGACUAUGUCAACGCCAACUACAUAGACGGUUACCAGCGAUCAAACCACUUCAUCGCCACUCAAGGCCCCAAGCAGGAGAUGAUCUAUGACUUCUGGCGGAUGGUUUGGCAGGAGAACUGCUUCAGUAUUGUCAUGAUCACCAAGCUGGUGGAAGUGGGCAGGAUGAAGUGCUGUAAGUAUUGGCCUGAUGACACUGAGCUCUAUGGUGACAUUAAGAUAACACUACUGAAGACAGAAACACUGGCAGAGUACACCGUGCGCACCUUCGCCAUGGAGAGGAGAGGUUACCCUGCUAAACACGAGGUGUGCCAGUUCCACUUCACCUCCUGGCCUGAGCACGGCGUGCCGUACCACGCCACUGGCCUGCUGGCUUUCCUGCGCCGGGUCAAAGCCUCAACACCUCCCGAUGCUGGGCCUGUGGUGGUCCAUUGCAGUAUGGGGGCAGGCAGGACCGGCUGCUACAUUGUGCUGGAUGUCAUGCUGGAUAUGGCUGAAUGUGAAGGAGUGGUGGACAUCUACAACUGCGUCAAGACCCUCUGCUCGCGCCGCAUCAACAUGAUCCAGACUGAAGAGCAGUAUGUGUUCAUCCAUGAUGCGAUCCUGGAGGCUUGUCUGUGCGGAGAGACCGCCAUCCCUGUUAAUGAGUUUGCUCUCAUCUAUAAGGAGAUGCUGAAGGUCGACUCUCAGAGCAAUACCUCGCAGCUCAGAGAGGAGUUUCAGACUCUGAACUCGGUGACUCCUCACCUGGAUGUGGAGGAGUGCAGCAUUUCUCUGAUGCCCAGGAACCGCGAGAAGAACCGCAGCAUGGACGUUCUGCCGCCGGACCGCUCGCUGGCCUUCCUCAUCACCACCGAGGGAGAAAGCAACAACUACAUCAACGCCGCGCUCGCAGACAGCUUCCUGAGGCCCGCCGCCUUCGUGGUGACGCCGCACCCGCUGCCCGGCACCACAACCGACUUCUGGAGGCUGGUUUACGACUAUGGUUGCACCUCAGUGGUGAUGCUCAACCAGCUCAACCAGUCCAACUCUGCCUGGCCAUGCUUGCAGUAUUGGCCUGAGCCCGGGCUGCAGCAGUUUGGGCCCAUGACCGUGGAGCUUCUGUCCAGGACGGCCGACGAUGACGUUAUCAUCCGUCUCUUCCGGGUUCAGAACAUCACCCGGCUUCAGGAAGGCCAGCUUGUGGUGCGUCACUUCCAGUUCCUGCGCUGGUCCCCGUACCGCGAUGUGCCCGACUCCAAGAAAGCCUUCCUCAGCCUUUUGGCUCAGGUUCACAACUGGCAGAUGGAGUGUGGAGAAGGACGCACCAUCGUCCACUGUCUGAACGGCGGUGGUCGAAGCGGUACUUUCUGUGCCUGCACCAUGAUCCUGGAAAUGAUUCGUCACCACAGCAUGGUGGACGUGUUCUUUGCUGCCAAAACACUGCGCAACUCUAAGCCAAACAUGGUGGAGACAAUGGAGCAGUAUCGGUUCUGCUAUGACCUGGCCCAGGAGUACCUGGACUGCUUGGAAGUCAGAUAGCACCUAUC
Molecule: messenger RNA, 4420 nt
Organism: Seriola dumerili (greater amberjack)
Lineage: Eukaryota; Metazoa; Chordata; Actinopteri; Carangiformes; Carangidae
Gene: ptprua
Product: receptor-type tyrosine-protein phosphatase U-like
Exons: 30
Coding region: 66-4412 (1448 amino acids)
Biological process (GO): protein dephosphorylation
Cellular component (GO): membrane
Molecular function (GO): protein binding; protein tyrosine phosphatase activity
Source: RefSeq, a predicted model, not a curated record